This is a messenger RNA of Hydra vulgaris (swiftwater hydra), 3561 nucleotides long. RefSeq names its product L-fucose kinase. Lineage: Eukaryota; Metazoa; Cnidaria; Hydrozoa; Anthoathecata; Hydridae. Gene Ontology annotation, biological process: GDP-L-fucose salvage. The record is from RefSeq and is a predicted model, not a curated record. Gene Ontology annotation, molecular function: fucokinase activity; ATP binding.
AUUUAUAUUUGAUUUUAAUUAGUUUAAAAAAAAAAAAGUUGACAAAUCAAAAUAAACAUGAAUAGAAAGUGGAGUGCGAUUGUGAUUACUUGCUCAGAUCCAGAUUCUGCACAAUCUUUUCAAAAAGAAGUAGAGAUACGCCAACAGAAAAUGCUGAUUGAUCCAGAGACAAUCAUCUUAUGUGUUGUAGAUCCAAGACCAAAUAUUGGUAGCGGUGGAGCAACACUCAAUGCAAUUUUACAUAUAACAGAACAUAUAAGUGCUUUGCAGGGAUACACAGUUAUAUCGUCAGAUGUUUUGCAAAAUAAACACAUUUUGAUUGUGCAUAUGGGGUUGAGUACACCAUAUACUGCCUGUUCUCCAGCAUUUAUUUCUUUGCCAGCCUUUAUUGAAAAUGUAGAUAAUACUGGUGCUAAGUUUUCAAGCUUGGCUACACUAUUUGAUAUUUUUCUACUUAUGGCUGUCAAUAUUAUUUCGAAAGAUUCUCCUGCUGGAUUUUGGGUAUGUAACUGUGAUCGUAUGCUUAUACUGUCACCUAGCUUAAAGGUAGAUUGGUCAUGUGGCAAUUCAGUUUAUAUGUUCAGUGUUCCAGUAGAUAUUGAUAUCGUGGCUAAAAAACAUGGUGUAAUAAAAAUUAGCGAUAAGAAUGAAGUUGAAGACAUUAUUUAUAAAGGGACUGAGGAGGAUCUUCAAAGUUGUAAAUUAAAAGAUGGAAAAGUUCCUGCUGUGUGUGGAUUAGUCUUCUUAAAUACAGAAAUUGCAAACAUACUUUUAAACUUAUGUGUAGUUCCUCCCCUUGAAAAUUGUACAUACCUUGGACUUGAUGCUGGAUAUGCUGAAACCAAAAAUAGAACUUUCAUAUCUGAUGCUGAAGAUUUUUAUAGGGCAGACUCGUAUAUAGUUCUAUCACUAUUCUUUGAUUUGCUUCUAUGCAUGUGCUUAAACAUUAAAGAAGAAGAUUAUAUCAAAGGGAAACGAAGUGGAGUUUAUGGCACUGUGCAUUUCCCUGAUCUUGAAAAAGUUGAUAAUGAUUUGCGACAACAAGCAAGACAAAUUUUAUACAAAUCAUUAAAUGGAAUGACCAUGAAAGCAGUGGUUUUAAGGGAGGUAUUCUUUUACUACAUUUCCAACAAUCCUGCUGCAAUGCAUUCCCUACUGUUAAACUGUCCUUAUCAAGCAGCUGUUGAACAUUCUCAAGCAUCAUCAGAAUGGCAAAAUACUUCUGUUAAAAUAAUUAAAAAUAGAUUUGCAGAAAGAUUACUUGCUAAAGUUCCAGAAAAUAUCCAAGAUGAUAAAGUAGAAAGGAUUGUUAUUAUCAAUUCAAUUGUGAAUGUUGUUGCAGUCGGAGAAAAUUCUGUGUUUCUUCACACAUCUCUUGAUAGUGAAGUUUCAAUUGGUCAGCGAUGUAUGCUUGUAAACAUUUCAUCAACAGAUUUUGAGAAUUUAACAACUCCACUUCAGUUACCAAGUGGUAUGGUCUUAGAAAGAUUUUUUUUAAAGCUAAAUGACACCAGUUCAUCUACUACAGCACUGGUUAUGUUUGGACUUAAUGAUGAUUUACAGAAAUCCUUAGUUUUUGAAGGUACAACUAUUUUUAAUCAACCAUGGGGCUCAUUAUUUGAAAGAACUGGAAUUUUACCAUCAGAAUUAUGGUCACCAGACAUUGCUGAAAAUAAAAGGUGUAUGCUAAAUGCUCGCUUAUAUCCAGUCUAUAGUCCUAAAGACAAGCUAGAUAUUUCUUAUCUAUUAUGGCUGCAGGGUAAAUACACUAGUCACAAAAUGGCUGCUAGAUGGAGAUGUUGUUGGCGGCUUUCAUUAUUAGAAAUACUUGAUUUAGCUGACCCUGUUGAAGAAUUAACAUGGCGAAGUAAUCUUCAAUUUCAAAUUGGCAAAAAGAAAGUUAUAAGUGAUCUUCUUGCUAAAUCAAACACUUGUCUCUUACCAUUCUUUAGAAGUGCCGUACUAGAAGGCUAUUUUGAUAAACUUUUAGCUUGUUUAGAUAAAGUUGCUAUUCGUACAAAAGAUUCUGCUGUUCUAUCUCGUACAUUUGCUUGUAUUGCAGAUGUAUUAGGAGUGAAAGCUGGUGGUAAAGGGGGAUUACGGAGUGGUCCUGCUUCUAAUUACUAUUGGAAGCAUUCAUUUGAUUUAUUACAGAAAGAAUUAGUUACAGAAGCAGUUGAAUCAAUGGCUGUGCAAAGAAAACUUUGGUUUUCAAGACCAGACCUUCUUGUUCGAGCAGCAAGACAUUAUGAAGGUGCUUUUCAAUUGCAAGUGAGAAAAGCAGUUGCUACCGCCAAACAAUUUGUAAGGGUUGUGCAAAAAGAACCAAUUCCGAUGAAUGUAUGGGUAACAUCAAGAGCGCCAGGUCGACUUGAUAUUGCUGGUGGGUGGAGCGAUACACCUCCUAUUUGUUACGAACAAGGUGGUUUAGUUGUUUCACUUGGUAUAAUGAUUGAUGAAAAAAAACCCAUCGGAUGUCGAAUCAAAAGAGUUUCGGAACUUGAUAUUACUCUAAUUAUUGGAGAAGAAAAUCCAAUCAAAAUUGUGUGUAAAGAGUUUGAAGAUCUUAUGGAUUAUGCUCAACCAAAUGUUCCUGGAGCUUUAUUGAAGGCAGCAUUUUUUUGUUCUGAAAUUCUUUGCCUUCAAAGUACAGAAUCUUUGUCAAGUUUUCUCAGUCGUCAACAUGGUGGAGGGUUUGUAUUGCAAACAUGGUCAGAUCUCCCACAUGGUUCAGGUUUAGGAGCUAGCAGUAUAUUAGCUGGGGUAGUGAUUGCAGCUAUGUGGACAGUUACAGGGCUUUCCUAUGAUGUUGAAUCAGUAUUGCAUGCAGUCCUUUACUUAGAACAAAUGCUUACCACUGGAGGAGGCUGGCAAGACCAAGUAGGUGGAUUAUAUCCUUCUGUUAAAGUUGGAAGCUCAAAAUGUGAACUUCCUCUACAGGUAAAAGUUGAGGAAGUUAACACUCCAGCUGGUUUUUUAAAGAAACUAGAGAAACAUUUGCUUGUCGUCUUCACUGGGAAAACAAGAUUAGCAAGAAAUUUGUUGCAAGAUGUGUUACGAAAUUGGAAUGCAAGAAAUCCAGAAAUAGUUUACACAGCUUCUGAACUAGUAAAAAAUGCUGAAAGAUCAAUAGAAGCAUUUCAAAAUGGAGACUUGGCUGGGAUCGGGGCCUGUUUGAACGAAUACUGGAAGCAAAAGAAAUUAAUGGCUCAUGGUUGUGAACCAAACGUUGUACGAACUAUAAUGGAUGUGCUUCAACCAUACGUCUACGGCCAAUCAUUAGCAGGUGCUGGUGGAGGAGGUUUCUUGUAUUUAAUAACGAAAGAAGAAAAUAUGUUAGAUAAAGUUAGGGAAGAACUGAACAAAAUAGAGUUGAUUCAAGGUAGAGCAACGGCACAUGCUGUUCAGAUCGAUAUGGAAGGUUUGGUGGUUGAUGUUGACAGAUUAGACUAACUACGGUUAACAGACUAGACACAGUCAUGGUCACUUCACAUUUUUAAAUUUUAUAAUAUUUGUAAAAAUAGAUUUUGUUCAAUUGAUAACAAGAAAUAUUUGAAAUAA